Messenger RNA from Fukomys damarensis (Damara mole-rat), 2134 nucleotides. It is a transcript of the gene Znf25, whose product is annotated as zinc finger protein 25. Gene Ontology annotation, biological process: regulation of transcription by RNA polymerase II. The record is from RefSeq and is a predicted model, not a curated record. Gene Ontology annotation, molecular function: RNA polymerase II cis-regulatory region sequence-specific DNA binding; DNA-binding transcription factor activity. Lineage: Eukaryota; Metazoa; Chordata; Mammalia; Rodentia; Bathyergidae. The transcript is spliced from 6 exons. The coding region runs from base 182 to 1552 and encodes 456 amino acids.
CCCAUCCGUGGGGUGCACUCAAUCCAGCCUCACCGCGGAGUGUUCCAGUUCCAGAAUCUUGGGUUCGCCCAACAUUUGGAUGAUUCCUGGAACUGCAAGAUACUGCCUCUUAUGACUUCUCUCUUUCAACUUUCCCUGUUUUGGCCUCAUAGUUUCUACUCUUUCCCAAGAACAGUGGAAAAUGAACAAGUUCAAAGGACCUGUGACAUUAAAGGAUGUUACUGUGGAAUUCACCAAGGAAGAGUGGAAAUUACUGACUCCUGCUCAGAGGACCCUGUACAAGGAUGUAACGCUGGAAAAUUACAGACAUCUGGUUUCAGUAGGUUACCAAGUGAAUAAAUCAAAUGUGGUCUUGAAGUUGAAGCAAGGAAAAGAGCCAUGGAUGUUGGAAGUGGAAUUUCCACGUCGCAGUGGCCCUAAAGAUGUAUGGAAUAUCCAUGACCUUGGAGCACAGUACCAGGAAAGCCCAGCUGGUAAUUCAAGCACUGGAGGACUGAAGAAACUUCAGAAAACUCAUCACCAAGUGGAAAGCUAUGAAUGUAGUGAAUGUGGAAAGUCCUUCUGCCAGAAAUCUGCCUUCAUAGUGCAUCAGCAUACACACUUUGAGAACAAGUCCUAUGAAUGUGGUAAAUGUGGGAAAUCCUUUUCUAAAAAUGAAGACCUCAUAGUACAUCAGAAAAUUCACACCAGAGAUAAAACCUAUGAAUGUAAAGAAUGUAAGAAAAUUUUCUACCACCUGUCAUCUCUUAGUAGACAUCUAAGAACUCAUGCAGGGGAGAAACCUUAUGAAUGCAGUCAGUGUGAGAAAUCCUUCUACCAGAAACCACACCUCAUGGAGCACCAGAAAACACACACAGGGGAGAAACCCUUUGAGUGUACUGAAUGUGGGAAAUUCUUCUAUGUGAAGGCAUACCUCAUGGUUCAUCAGAAAACACACACAGGGGAGAAACCAUUUGAGUGUAAGGAAUGUAGGAAAUCAUUCUCCCAGAAGUCACAUCUCACAGUACAUCAGAGAACACACACAGGAGAGAAACCCUAUAAAUGUAAGGAAUGUGGGAAAUUAUUCUCUAGGAAUUCACACCUCAAAACCCAUCAGAGAACUCAUACAGGAGAGAAACCCUAUGAAUGUAAGGAAUGUGGGAAAUGCUUCUACCAGAAGUCAGCCCUCACAGUGCAUCAGAGAACUCACACAGGAGAGAAGCCCUUUGAAUGUAAUAAAUGUGGGAAGCACUUUUUCUAUAAAUCAGACCUCACUAAACAUGACAGAAAACACACAGGGGAAAAGCCCUAUGAAUGUACAGAAUGUGGUAAAUCUUUCUCUGUGAAUUCAGUCCUCAGAUUACAUCAGAGGACGCACACAGGAGAGAAGCCCUAUGAAUGCAAGGAAUGUGGAAAGUCUUUUUCUCAGAAAUCACAUUUUAUCAUACAUCAGAGAAAACACACAGGAGAGAAACCCUAUGAGUGUCAGGAAUGUGGGGAAACUUUUAUCCAAAAGUCACAACUCACAGCCCAUCAGAAGACACACAUGAGGAAGGAAAAAGGUGACAAAUAAUAUGAGUCAGGAAUCUGAAUUCAUCCUUCAGUAUAAUCACAUAAUACACAGAUUAAGAGGGAAAAUUUUCUCCUUAUAGAGUAUCAGCAAAUGCACAGAGAAAAAAAAUCUAUAAAUGUAUUAAGAAAUUUUUACCACAUGGUAGACUUUACUAUCAGACAAUAUAGAUGGCAGAAACUGAACAAAUUAUAACACAUGAAGUAAAAUUUUAUUUCAGAAGUCACACUUUAUUUUACAACAUAGAAAUCACAUAGGAGGGCCAGGGAUGUAGUUCAGUGGCACAGUGCCUGCCUGGCAAGUGUGAGGUCCUAAAUAAAAUGUCAAGUUUUCUGUCAGGACAGUCAGCACUACAUACCCAAAAGCUCACAUGUGAGAAAUUCCUGUGGGUAUCCUGAAUAUACCGAUCUAUUUUACCAAGUAACUCUCAUAUGUUAGAAAAUGUAAAAGGUUAACUGCAAAGAUUGCAGUAAAUAUAUGAGCCUUUAUCAAGAACUGAUGUUCCUGCUGGGCAAGGUCGCACAUACCUGUAAUCCCAGCACUUGGGAGGCUGAGGCAGGAGGAUUGCUGUGAGUUUGAGACCAG